This is a messenger RNA of Globicephala melas (long-finned pilot whale), 1264 nucleotides long. The record is from RefSeq and is a predicted model, not a curated record. Lineage: Eukaryota; Metazoa; Chordata; Mammalia; Artiodactyla; Delphinidae.
AUGGGUGACAUUUCUGAGGUCUGGCACACAUGGGACUCACCCAUGGUCUACAGAGAGAAGCUAGGGCGACACAUGUUUCACACAGCCUUCACUCUAGAUGAAUCCACCAUGUGCGCUGACACGAGGGCAUGUUUCAAGGGCAUGCCUGUUCUUAAUUUGCACGGCGGUCGCUUUAACAGGGCUCACCACGCACUUGACUUCCACUUGAUCCUCCACCUUAAGGAAAGGGCUCUGCCACUAGACUCUGCCUGCAGUACCCAGGAAGCAAGCGCUACUCCUCAUGGAAGAGGAACCGGUCUAAACAGCGUCUGGGCGUGUGAACGUCAUCUGGGCGGGCGGUGGCGCAUGCGCAGGAGAAGGAGGUGCGCGAGCUGCGUGGGCUUGUGCCUAGGCGCUUGUGUUUCGGGGCCUUGUGGUGGCACCGGGGGAGCCGGGCUGGCGACUUUGGCACUCUUGGCGUUGGGUGGGCGGCACCUUGGGGGUCACAUGAGCCAGUGGCAUCAUGCCCGUGGGCGCCGGGGUCGGCGUCGCGGCUUUUCCGGACGUUCGUCGGCCAGGAGGAAGGGCGGAAAGCACAUCCCGGAAAGGUGGGAAGACUAUCUCCCAGUUGAACAGCGGAUGCCUGGGACGCGUUUCAUUGCUGUCAAAGUUCCUUUAAAAAAGAGAUUUGACAAGAAUCUUGCUCCAGAAGAAUGUUUCUCCCCCUUGGAUCUUUUUUAACAAACUCCAAGAACACAACGAAGAACUUGGGCUGAUUAUUGACUCGCCGCUAUUAUAAGCCAGAGAUUUUCCGUCCCAGCAUACUACAUACCCAUUAAGGCAUUGUUUCAUCUCAUGUUGGACCCACUCCCAUCCAGAGGCCUACUCUUUGCUAGUUCGCAUACUUUCUGGAAACCCCAUUAUGGCCAGGUCUGGACUUUUUUGUGUUCCCACCCAAAGCCUGUAUCUUUUAGCAAGCUGGAACUAUAAGACCAACAUAGAUUUUCUAGUUUCCGAUAGAUUUAUGUCACAAUUUGUACGUUGUCAUGUCUAUAGAUAUUUGUAUCAUUUGUACUUUUUGGCCAUUACAUGCCCAUUGGAUAUUUUUCAUAAAUUGCAAAAGAAUAUUUUAUGACUUAGCACCAAAUUGAAUGUGCCUAAUUGUAAGUUUGUAAACUAGGUUGUGCUAACUUGUAUCUUUUCUUUAUCCAAGUAGUAAUUGACUACUGUUGUCCCAUUUGUAAGUAUGUGGAAGUUUUCAGAAUUGUAAAUAAAUGCUUGUGGA